This is a messenger RNA of Hevea brasiliensis (rubber tree), 2385 nucleotides long. RefSeq lists its product as uncharacterized. NCBI's taxonomy places the organism in Eukaryota, Viridiplantae, Streptophyta, Magnoliopsida, Malpighiales, Euphorbiaceae. The transcript has a single exon. Bases 726 to 2045 code for a protein of 439 amino acids. The record is from RefSeq and is a predicted model, not a curated record.
UUUCCUGUAUUUCCAAACUUUAGUUUUACAUCAUUUUCUUCCUUUCACAUUCAUAACCUAUCAUCCAACCCCCCUCAUCUCUCUCUCUCUCUCAUUCACUUUGAGUUUGACCCGUUGCCAGCCACCGCAAACUCUCUACUCCAAUGGAGACCCCAUCCUGCACUCUAUCUAGAGGAUCUUCUCAGUGGAAAUAUUUUUUCAGUCUUCUCUUUUGCAGCUAAAAGCUUAAAUAACCUACCUUCUUCUUUCAUUUCUCUUUUUCUUUCCUCAAAAACCCUAAUCGAAGCCAUACACUGGCUCUAAAGGAAGAAGAAGAUAGACACAGAGAGAGAAGGGGCUCACAUCUCACAUAUGCCCUUAGCCUUUUACGGUUCAACCUGCUUUUGUUUGGUUUUCUGUUUUUCUUUCUAGACAUCAUAAUCAAGAUCUGUGCGCAAAUUUUCUUUUCUUUUCACAGAAACUUUUGUUGAUAGUGCAAGGCAAGUAAGAGAUUGUCUCACGUUCAGAUCAGGCUUUAAAAGAUAUGGGAACUUUCUUUAAAGCUGAUUUAGAAGACAUAUGCAAGACUAAUUCUUCAGCCUUCAUUUACUUAUUGAUGGGUUCUUCUGCAGCGUCCCCAUAAUUGCUCUUUCGAAUUAUCUUUUACGUCUGUGCAACUUGGCAACUAUCACCAUCUCCUUUUCAGGUUCCACCAUCAAAAACUAAUUUUCUUUUUCAUGUAAGUUAUGGAUUCUGGUAGUAGUGGUAGUAUGCAAUCAUCAAGUGGUGGUGAAGAGUAUGAUUCAAGGCCCGAGUCACUCCCAGCUUUCUUGAAUCCUUCUAGCCACUUCGGUCCUUUAUCUGCAAACCCCCAACACCAGCCUUCCCUUUUCAAUCACCACCAACAACCCACUUUGUUUGAUCCUUCACCAAAUCUUUUCCAUGCUUUCUCUCAGUCGCCAGCAAACCCAAAUCCCAGUACUCCACUACUAAAUCUCGACGUGGUCCGGCCACGGGGCCUAAGAUCUGACCCGGAUUGCACUGACCACAAUAGCAACCUUCUAGGUUCCUCAGCAUCAUCAAGCCAAUCAAUCUUGGGGGCUCAAGGAUCAAAUCAAGCUCCGCUUCCAUCUAUGCAAUUGCGAGCCGUACAAGACAAUGGAGCUCGCUCUUCUUCUCCUUCUGAUCCAACACAUGUAGUUGCCCGAAAUCCCAAGAAGCGAACAAGGGCAUCCAGAAGGGCACCCACUACGGUUCUCACCACGGACACGUCCAAUUUUCGAGCAAUGGUGCAAGAGUUCACUGGGAUCCCAGCACCACCAUUUUCAGGCUCGCCGUACUCUCGCAGGCUCGAUCUUUUUGGCAUAGUUGGGUCGAGUAUGAGGUCUGGCCAUUUGGAAACAAUGGGCUCAUCACUUUACCCUUUACGUCCCUCGGCUCAGAAGGUUCAUCAACAAUCUCCAUUUUUAUUCACCUCCUCCUCAUCAUCAUCAUCUUCUUCUUCUUCCUCUUCAUUGUUGAACAAUACUAUGGUUGAUGCUACUAAUGCUGCUACCACUACCAAUAAUAACAAUACAAUGACCUUAUCCAUUCCAGCCACAAAUAGUACUUUCAAUCCAGCUAGUUCUAUUAACUAUCAACUGCCUUCUGAUCUAGGCCUCUCCAAACAACCUCAAAAUAUGUUAAACGUGCAAAACCAAAUGCUCUCGUUUCAAUCACUUUUACAGCCUCCUAAUCUUCACCCCUCACUUAAUAUCCCUGGUUUGGGUGCAAAGUCUCAAGCGAGCAUGCCCUUACUUUCGCUCGAGGAACUGGGUAUGAGCCAUGGACAAAUUAAUGUAAACCUGAGUGGACUGCCAAGUCACGAAACAGCAGAAGGGAUGCGACUGAGAAAUGAUGGGGUACGAUCAAACAACAGUGGGAAUCAAGAUCACUUGAGGUGUUUUGACAACUGUAAGUUGAACUACUCAACUCCUUCAUCGGAUUUUCACCAUGACAAAGGUUUGGAGAAUGUUCCUCCAAGAGGUGAAGGUACGGUGGAUUCAUGGAUUUGCCCUUCAGAAUAGGAAACUAAGUGGCUAGUUUCAGGGAGUCCAAAAAGAGGAAGUAGACUAUUGAUCAGGAAGGUUUUUGCUGCAACUAAUUAACCAUGAUCAAAACAGUAGUGUGUUGCUGGCGAUCAUGGUCAUCCUGAUCAUGAUGAGGCUAAGAUUGUGCUUUUUAACCUGAGGCUCACCACUCCUUUGGCUUAAAUUACAGCACCAUCAUAUAUCAUCUAUUUCGUUCCUUCUUUCUUUCUUUCCUUCUUUCUUAUAAAAAUAAACAAGAAUUUUAGUACCAAAUUAUGAGACAUGUGUAGAUAUCUCCUUUCUUCUUUAUAAUUGGCAUUACACAUCAUUAUUAUAA